Messenger RNA from Neoarthrinium moseri, 2622 nucleotides. RefSeq lists its product as uncharacterized. Bases 1 to 2622 code for a protein of 873 amino acids. Gene Ontology annotation, cellular component: plasma membrane. Gene Ontology annotation, biological process: Ras protein signal transduction; positive regulation of GTPase activity. NCBI's taxonomy places the organism in Eukaryota, Fungi, Ascomycota, Sordariomycetes, Amphisphaeriales, Apiosporaceae. Gene Ontology annotation, molecular function: guanyl-nucleotide exchange factor activity. The record is from RefSeq and is a predicted model, not a curated record. The transcript is spliced from 4 exons.
AUGGGCUCCGGUGAUCAGAAAGCUCAGCAUUCUCACAGGCACUCAGCAGGCGGCUCGCACCGUCGCCGAUCCGAAUCUCUGAAGCAAGGCCGAAGCCGACAGACUUCCGUCGUCUCCAAGCCCUCCGUCCCCUCCUUGCGUUCGGCCUACUCGAGCACGACCGUUUCGACGUCAUCCGCCCAUCGCAACAGCGCCUCGACACGCAACGACCCCGACUCCCCAGAGUCGCAGGCCUCGAUCGACUCCAUCGUAGACGACCCCUUCUUCCAGCAGUACCACGCUGCUGACAAGUCGGUCGCCGCCGGCGAAACGGCCACCGAGUCCCAGUCCACCUUCCUCCGCCAUGAGAGCCCGCCCCCUGAACGACAACCAAAGUCAGUACCACGGAAAGAGUCGCUGACCGUAUCCGAUCUGGGUCCUCUCCCCCGUAUGCGCGACACCAUGGAGAGCAUCAACAUUGCAGUGAUAGGGGCCAAUGGCGUGGGCAAGUCCCAUUUCGUACAGAGAGCCAUGUCGCUCUCUCGGACGCCAGGGAUCCAGCCGUCCACAGCACGUAUUCAUUUCGACAGUGUGCCUUAUGCCGUCACGCUGUUCGAGUUGGACCUGGAGUAUUUCGACGUGGAUCCCGAACGCCAAAUACAAUGGCCGAGGCAGAUUGGCGGCGCUCUGAUGCCCGCUAUACAUGGAGUUCUGCUUCUCUACGAUGUGAUGAACCGGGAUAGUAUCAUUGAACUACCGCAGACACUGAACGAAGCUGGAGAAACAACUGGCAUGAGGCGCCGGGCAGCAUCAGCAGCGCACCUGGACAAACCCUUUGAUCCCACAGGCGGACGACCCUUGAGCCAACACAGCAAGCAUAGCCGCGCCAGUUCAGACAUGUCACUUAUUCGGGGUAUGAUGACCCAACCAGGCAAGGCCCAUGGAUCUCCAUCUAGAUCACCGCGUAUUAACUAUCUAGGAGGGUUGGGAAGCAUUGCGCAUAAUGCAGGUGACGAGAUGAGUGUUUCCAGCAUGCUACGCACCCCCGGCAUUCGCCUUGAUCAGUCCAACACAGCGUCCUUCCUGGACAUCGAUGAGUCUGAUGGAGAGUCCCGUCGGUAUUCGGAUGACAUACCCAUCCUGCAGAGGAACGAUGACAUGAGCUUUGACCGACCAGCAAAGAAGGCGGGCGUGACGUUUGACGAGCUCGUCGACCGCUUGCUGGCUGCAAAAUUCAGCAAAGCAGAUGCCAACUUUUCAGACGUGUUCCUCUGUCUGUACCGCAAAUUCGCAGCACCUGCCGAACUUUUCUCGGCCAUCUUGGCGCGGCUGGACCGCAUCAAGGACGACAAAACAGUACACUACCUGACGAAGACGUCGACACAACUGCGUGUUAUCGAGGCUGUGGCGAAGUGGGUGUCAUCUUAUCCCACCGACUUCGCAAGGCCAGCGACACGGCGACACCUCGAAGAAUUCAUCCGGCACUUGGCAACGGAACCAAUAUUCGCCGCCGCAGCGCAAGAAAUGAGGCGCAUGAUGGAUCUCUGCGUGUUCGAAGAUGAUGAUGCAGGAUGGGCCAAGGCCGAUGAGAUGGAGGCACCUAGCCAUCCUGCCUCACUCAAAGCUGCGGCAAGUAAUAACGACCUCCACGAAAGCAUGAGUUCUCUUAGCGUGGGUGAGCCGGUUGAUAGGCGUCCGUCAGCCAGCUCGUCUCUGAACACGUCCCUGAACACGGAAUCGACCACCUCCCAGAGGUUUCACCAAUUCCAGUUCCACUCAUAUGACGACUAUGAACGAGAGGCUGUGACAAUGGUACCUUCGUACACCAUGCCGCUUACAAAGUUUCGAUACCAUAUCUUCAUGGAUACCUCAGAUGACGAUAUCGCGGAUGAGUUGACGAGGAUUGACUGGGUCAUGUUCUCUUCCAUUCGAAUCAGAGAUCUCGUCAGGGCUGUCAGCCUUAAUGCCCAGCAGAAGGAGAACUCUCAGAGUAUGAAGAAUGUCAACCGAAUGGUCAAUCACUUCAACCACAUCGCCAAGUGGGUAGCAAAUAUGGUGCUGAUGAGAGACAAGGCGAAACACCGCGCCCAGAUGCUUGAGAAGUUUAUGAACAUCGCCUUGAAGCUUCGUCAGCUGAAUAACUACAACGGCCUGGCAGCUAUUCUUGCUGGAAUCAACGGAACUGCCAUUCACCGCCUCAAUCAGACGCGAUGUCUCGUGUCAGCUGACGUACAGAAAAGGUUUGCCAGGCUCGUUCUCCUCAUGGGCACUCAGAAGAGCCAUUUUGCCUACCGCCUGGCGUGGGAGAACUCACCGCUUCCUCGCAUCCCCUUCAUGCCGUUGCACCGCAGAGAUCUUGUGUCUGCAGAGGAAGGCAGCAUGACUUUCGUUGGACCCGAAGGUGACCGGAUCAAUUGGAAAAAAUUCGAGGUCCUCGGGGAGAUCAUCCUGCCCAUUAUCAAGAGCCAGGGCACUCCAUAUCCGAACCUGACAAAGCACGACACGGCACGAGAACUUAUUCUGGACUGUCUCAUGCCAACAGAUGAAGAGGAUAUAUACCAGCGCAGUAUUCAGGUUGAAACACCCACUGGCGGCUACGCCGGCGAUGGAAAGAAGAAGUUCCCCUGGUUCGCAAAGCAAUGA